Populus trichocarpa (black cottonwood) is the source of this 1385-nucleotide messenger RNA. RefSeq lists its product as uncharacterized. The record is from RefSeq and is a predicted model, not a curated record. Bases 76 to 1125 code for a protein of 349 amino acids. NCBI's taxonomy places the organism in Eukaryota, Viridiplantae, Streptophyta, Magnoliopsida, Malpighiales, Salicaceae. The transcript has 2 exons.
CAUUUCCCAUUUCCGCAGCCAAGAUUUGGCCUUUCUUAAACUGAUAGUGGCAUAACCUCUCUAAAUCCCUCAACUAUGUCGAGACCAGUAACCACACUCUCUUCUCCAACUCUCAAAAUCCCAUCCUUUUCUCGUCUUUCCCUUCAAACCCACAAAAGCCAAACCAUUUCUUGUCACUCUUUAGCUAUAAAGGCUAGACCUUUAUGCAGCCAUAACCAGACGCUGAAAAGAUUUGGUUUGUUUCUGGACAGUAGAGAUAGGAAGUUGGGGUUUCGUGUUAAUGCAGAGAAUGGAGAAGGAGAGAGCGAACGGGAUGGUGUAUUUGAUGAUGGUGAACGUGGAGAGAGUACUAUGCCUGAGAGGUUUAGGUACUUAACUAAAGAAGCACCUGACCCUCCUGUUAGGUGGCCUUGGUUUGUGGCUCUGGGUUUCCUUAUCUAUGCAUGGAGAGCAGUCUUAUUUGAACUAGGUAACUGGAAAAGGGGUGUCAUAGCUAUUAUUGGUUUUGUGGGAUACCUCCUGAAACUUCUGUUGGCUGUUGUCUUCCAUUUCAUUGGGGAUCCAAUCACCUCUCUGAUCAGAUGUAUAGAGACUGCAAUCUACACAUUUCAGGCUUUCUACUCUGGAAUAGUACGAUCCGCUCCUGUUCCAGAACUGACCUUGAUUAUCAUGCUUGCAUCAGCAGUUCUUGCUAUUGGCGAAGCUGCCGCACCAAACUCUGUAAGCAGGCAACCUUAUCUUCUCACAGUAUCUGGCCUAAUUGGCUAUGCAGCAGUAAGAAACUACAUCUCUGAGCCACUUUUCUGGACACUUCUACUGGGUUUAUAUGCUUUCUCUAGAUUCAUUAAGAAGAGAGAUGAUGUUACAUCUGCCUUGCCUGCUGCAGCUGUACUAGCUGCAAUCGGAGAACCUUGGGUUAGAGUUUUGGUAAUGGUUUCAUAUCUAGCUUUAGCUAUUUCUUACCAUUCAAAGCAGCUCGCCAAAGGAAAGGAAGAAGUUGAAGUUGUGACAGCGGAUACUGGUAGUAGGGUUCCAGUGCCACUGCUGUGCGCAGCUUUAGCCAUUGGUAUUCAUGUUGCUGCUAAGUGGGCUGGCUACCGCCACUUGACAUGGAUGUUAGUAUGACAGCAAAAACUCAACAGUCGUCUGGAGAUGAUGGGCGAGUUUUGAAAUGGCUCAAGGGACAACUCCUGUAGCAGCAACAAUUUUAGUCUUCUGGACUAGGUUAAUCAUUUCUUCAUAAAAAUCUCCCCAUUGCUUAGAUGUGUGUAUCACAUAUGAUCCAUAAGAUUGUACAAUUGUGAGAAUUUAGUGAGAAAAACAAAAGUCCCGGGGACAAUGUUCUACACAUUGAGAAAAACAGAGAAUCCCUCAGGUUGAAGCUA